AUGAGGGAUCCAAGUGCUAUUCAAAUAAUCAACGAGGCUAAGGAGUUUAAUGAUGCCACGUUGGAUUAUUUCCGUGAAUGUACUAACAAUCGUGAUGUUGGGCUAAAUUACCAUGUUAUAUCUGUAUUUGGUUCUCAAUCAAGUGGCAAGUCGACGUUGUUGAAUGCAUUAUUCAACACAAACUUUGAUACUAUGAAUGCUCAGGUUAAAAGGCAGCAAACAACGAAAGGAAUUUGGCUUGCGCAUACAAGAGAAGUGUCUACAAAACAAAGUCAUGUAGAAGAGAGUGAGGCACUCGAUUUCUUUGUACUAGAUGUGGAAGGUUCUGAUGGUGCAGAAAGGGGUGAAGAUAAGGAUUUUGAACGUAAAGCGGCAUUGUUUGCGUUAGCAACCUCAGAAGUGUUGAUUGUGAAUAUGUGGGAGCAACAAGUUGGGUUAUAUCAAGGUAACAAUAUGGGAUUGUUGAAAACUGUUUUUGAGGUCAAUUUAUCUCUUUUUGGACAUAAGAAAGACAAACAGAAAAUUGGUCUAUUAUUUGUAAUUAGAGACUUCACUGGGUUCACUCCUAUAUCAAGUUUGAGUGAAACUUUGACUGCUGAGUUAGAUGGAAUGUGGUCAGAAUUAAACAAACCUGCUGAAGCCGAAGAUAGUACUAUUUAUGAUUUUUUUGACUUGCAUUUUACUGGACUAAGUCAUAAAUUAUUCAAGCCUGAGGAGUUCGAGAACGAUGUUCGAAAGUUGGGUGAUCAGUUCAUUGACAAAAAGAACAAAAACUACACUUUAAAAGAUAUUUAUCAUCAAGGCCUCCCGCUAGAUGGCUGGGCAUUGUAUGCAGCUAAUUGCUGGGAACAAAUAGAGAGUAACAAAGACUUAGAUUUGCCAACACAACAAACCUUAGUUGCUAGGUUUAAGACCGAAGAACUUGCUGCUAACGCGUAUGAUAAUGCAAUGUCUCAGUUCAAUACUUUGAGUGCUGAUCUCACUGGCUCUCAAUUGGCGAAAGCGUUGAAACAAUUAAAAGAUUCCUGUCUAGAUGAAUACGAUAGUUUUGCAUCAAGAUACAUGAAGAUCGUAUACCUUGAAAAGAGAGAUGCGCUAUUGGAAAAACUACAGUCAAAGUUUAAUAAAUCUACGGAACUUUGUAUCUCAGAUCUAAUUGAGAAAUUAGUUCAAAACUUCCAAUUACAGCUUUCAAAUAAAACAAAUAAGGACCCAUUUGCUGAGAAAAUCGAUGCAGGGCGGCAGGAAGCGAUAGCGAAGUUUGAGGAGGAGACGCGAGAUUUUGUUCAGUUGGAAGUUGUCCAUUCUUUAGAGGAACAGCAUAAAUCUCUACACGCUAGAAUUGAACAAGUAGUGAACCAAGAACGGCGCAAAGAAAUCAAAUCAAUUGUUUUAAAAGCGAAGAAGUAUUUGCAUCAUAAUUUAAGUGAUAGUGUGGUUCAUAUGCUAUCCCACCCCGACGAAAACGUUUGGAGUUCAGUCAUGCAGAAGUUUAAAGAGCUUUGUUCUGCAUCUUUUAAGAAAUAUGAGGUUUUGUCAAAUAAUACUGAUCAAGCAGUUUUUGACUUUCAAGUUGGCGCAAGUCAUGAAGAAAACAUAUCCAUUCAUGAGACAAUACUAUCCAAUGCAUGGACUAUCUUGAGAGACCUUAUUCAUCAGUACUUGAAGGAAGAUAAUGUUGUUUCCAUCAUAAGGGACGUUUUUGAGAACCACUUUCGUUACGAUGAAAAUGACGUCCCUAGAUUAUGGAAGAACGAAGAAGAGAUUGAUGGCUCUUUCAAAAUUUCUCGGGAGCACGCUUUUAAGAUGUUAGACAUCUUAUCAACAGUUUCUAUAGAUGGUCUAGAGGUUGAGCCUGAUGUUAAAAUACAAGCAGAAGAAGAUGAAUACGAAAAAGAAGAUGGCUCAUACCAACAACAAAAAUUUGCCCAAAUAUUGGAUGCUAUUCAAAAGCAAAAAGUUAUCCAGCAAUUCAAGAGAUUUGCAAACUUAAGUGUAAUUGAGGCCAAACGCUCUACCAUGACAUCUAUAACCCAUAUUCCAACUUGGUUGUACGCUGUUAUAGUUGUCCUCGGUUGGAAUGAGUUUAUGAUGGUCAUACGUAAUCCAUUUUUUAUUUCCUUGCUCUUACUCCUCGGUACCAUAUUUUAUUCUGUUCAUAAAUUAAACUUAUGGGGACCCCUAGUAACAUUCACAAACCAAGCAUUCGAGGAAACAAGGACUACUGUUAAGAAAAAGUUAAGAGCUCUCCUUAUGGAUGAAGGGGAUAAUAAACCCAUUACUUAUCAGACGAAGAUGGAGUCGUUUGAAAUGGUGGGAAUGGACAAUGAGGAAGCGGAAUAA
Molecule: messenger RNA, 2343 nt
Organism: Eremothecium sinecaudum
Lineage: Eukaryota; Fungi; Ascomycota; Saccharomycetes; Saccharomycetales; Saccharomycetaceae
Gene: SEY1
Product: dynamin-like GTPase SEY1
Exons: 1
Coding region: 1-2343 (780 amino acids)
Biological process (GO): endoplasmic reticulum membrane fusion
Cellular component (GO): endoplasmic reticulum
Molecular function (GO): GTPase activity; GTP binding
Source: RefSeq, a predicted model, not a curated record